CGAGGGUUUUAGGGACGAAAGCGCGUUUUGUGCUUUCCUGGAUAGCUGGGUUACGGCAGCUGUGAAAAGCCGUGCUGUCUCGGCGAAGGCGCGUUGGAUUUGUCGAGCGCUCGACAUUUGCUAGAGGUCUCGCAUUAGAAAACGUACUUUGUUAGAAUUCUAAAGUGUUUACGCACAAGUAGGGAACCCCUCGCCUCACACUCUCGAAACCGUUUCCCUUGUUUCCCCAGGAGAUCCUUGCUAGUGCGCGUCUCUAGACCCCUCUCGGUGGGCGUGCCUAGCACCUUGUCUUGGCCGCGUUGAGUCGCUCUUGUUUCGUGAACUCGAAUUUCCCCGACCCUCCGCCCCUUGUCAAGCUCUUUCAUUUUGAGCAGUGGCCCAAGAACUGUACCAAGAGAGGCAGAGCAGCCCUGCCCGUGUGUCCUUUGUUUCGUCGACUGUUGUGAGUUGGUGUCGCUGCUCUCUGCUAGCGCCAGUUGCCAAGCCUAACUUCGUUUGAGUCGACGACGUUCGUUGAGAGCAGCAGCUUUUUUGAGGUUCUCUCGCGUUGCUGCUCGGUCUCGUCGUCUGACUAUUGUCGAGAACUCCUCUGCGUCUGUUCUGUCGUGUAUGCGGGUCUAAUUUUCCCUCUUUUCUCAAUUUUUGCAACCCCAGGAAGGUGCUUCAACUCACAGCUAGUUAAGGGCAUGGCAUGUCGCUAGUGCUGAGGUCUUCGAAUCGAGAGAAGUGAGGCGGGGAAAGGAAAAGAGAACGCGAGAGAAGGGCGAAUUUCCAUGGCUUCGAGGCGAAAAAAUGUCGCUUUCGUGGCUCUUCUCUCUCGCCUCUCCCCGCUCCAAACCACUCACCGAGACACUCCGGCCGUGUCUUUUUUUUCUCGCAGAACAAGACCUCGCGUUUCACCUGAUGCGUUUUCCUGGCGAGAGUGAUCCGUUUCUCAGACAGUUUUGACGACAGAAAUCAAGUUUUCAUCUUUGUCGUUCUCUCCGCUCGGCUUGAUUCUUCACUCGAGCGCGAGAAUUUCAAGGCUCCCGCAGAGUUUUCUGGCCGUGUCGCGUCUUCCUUUUCUCUUCGUCGCCUCACCUUGUCGCCCUAUCCCUUUUCUGCCCUUAGUCUUGUAAGGUUCGCCAGGUCUCUUGUAUAAACCGUUUCCCCACUUUUUUCUCCGUCUUAUCUUCACUGUCUCUGCCUCUCUAGCCGUGGCGCCCGUGUGCCUCUGGACACUGAAAAUUCUGACGAAGCAAGACCUCCGUUUCGCAAGAGGUCUCUGGGUUCUUUUUCGAAAACGGAGACAGAAGCCCAACGAGGCGGAAAGAGAGGCGGACGGAGAGGGCAGAGACGCCGGGAAUCACUAUACAUAUAUAAAUUUAUACAUUUGAGUCAAUUUUUUUCUUUAAAGAGGACUUGCUCUCCCAGGGAAGGUGUCAUUUUUCAGCGCUCCCCUGUUUCCUUUUCCGGGUCCGAAGACUGUGUAUUCCGGAUGGGACAUUCGUCUUGCGCUGUACACUAUAUCUUUCCGCGUUCCUUGCUACAAGACGUAUUCCGUCCUUCUGCUGCUCGUUGUUCUUACCGUUUUGUUCUUUUUUCUGAUUGUCUCCCUGAGUCUCGUCUCCUUCGGUGGGCGUUGCCCGUUCUGCCUCUGCCGGUCGGGAAAAUGGCAUCUCGUCGUUAAGCUGCAUGGCUCUUCCGUUUUGUCGUUCGUUUCUGCUUAUCGUUCUCCUACACUUUCUCGUCUCUUUCGUCGCGAGGGUAGCGAUCUGUCGUCGCCUUCGUCUUCUCUCGAUUCCCUUUUCUGCCUUACUCAUCUCUGCGUUUCUCCUCGUGCCGUGGUGUGUGUUAGUGGUAUGUUGUCUCCUUUUCCUUGUCGACUUUGUCGUCUUUCCUCGCUCUCUAACUUUGUCUCUUCCCGUUUUUCUCUGUCUCUCCUUUGGCGUUCCUCCUCUCGACUUCGCAAUCACGCGUUUAGGGACGCAUGUCGCUUGUCGCCAGUAGCCAGCUUUCUCGAGUGUUUUCUCUCCUCAUGCAAGCCCACCGUCUCCUCUCCAAUCCUUUGCCUUUCGGCUCUGCCGCUCGGCACCUUCUCUAAUCUCCCGUUGUUUUCUUGGCUCUGUUGGGUAUAUCGCGCCUUUUGGGGAGCAUUAUAUACUACGAGUGUUUGGACUACUAGAUCAGAUCUCGAAUGUCUUGGUUCAUCCUAUGCAGGAACUUCUGUGUUCAUCCGAGUCCUCCGUCUCUGCGCUACUCAUUUGUCUCGUGUCUCUGCUGAUGCACCGUCUGCUUUGUCACAAGUGACCUGGCUACCAGGUGUGUCCGGUUUUCUCUGUCUUUAUGAGAGGAAAAAAGGGAAUAUAUUUUCUCUGUUGGAGUGUACAGAAGGCCCGCCUCUUUGCGUCCGUCUUUCCAUAGCUCCGUUCGCUCUCUCCGCACUGUCUACAGCCGCACACCUCCUCUCAUCUGCCUGUUGUUCGUUCUCUCUAGUUCGUUCUCUCUCGCUUCUUUCCCUCGGCUUUUCCUCUUAUUGACCGCGUAGGUUUUUGUUCAGUACGGAGACACUGUGUUCUUGAUUCGCUUCGUUCUGCGUCCCCUGCUCUCCUUGUUCACCGUUUCAUCGUCUUCUUCCUUUCAGUAUAUCGGCGUUGCGGCGUGUGCCUCGUCGCUUCUUCCUUCGCGUUCGUCUGUUCCACUUUCGGGGCCUCCUCAGUCAGUGUCUCUGCUCUCUGUCAUCCGAGAAAGGUGCCCUUUUCUCCCCCGGUUCCGCUUUCUCCGUCCGCGCUGUUUCUUCGAGUCCGUGCUCAACCCGUGGUGUCUCUUCUCGUCUCGUCUCUCCACCGUCUCUUGGAGCACCGCCUCCGCCGCCUCUCUUGGUUGUCUGGCUGUUUCGCCUCCUGUCCCUGAUUGUCGGUCCUUUUUCUCGAGUGUCUCAUUUCUGUCCGUUUCCUCCUCUCCGUCUAUCUCUGUUUCAUCUACACUGUCUCUUGUUCUUCAUUGUAUCGUUCCUCUCCCUAGCGUUUCCUUUGUCUCCAAAGUCUUCUUUCCCUCUAUUGUAUCACUCCCCUCCCAAGUGUCUCCUUUGUCUCAACUGUCUCCUUUCUGUACACUGUACCGUUCCUCUCAACUGUCUCGUGUCUCUCUGUUGUUUCCUGUUUCAUCUACCUGCUGGCCGCGCCUUCGUUUCUCCCGCACACCUCUCAUCAUUGUCCGGCGCCUGUCGAUUUCUUUGCUCCUUCUUCUUGUGUGUCUUCUUUCUUUUCUUCUCACUGGACAAUGUUUGUCCUCGACCCUGCAGCGAUUUGCUGCUGUGCCGUCACAUGCUGCUGCGGUGUGGGGAGUGUCUGCGCCUAUCGAAAAAGGCAGUCAAUUCCUCAUCCGUCGGAAUGCGCGUUGAUUGGGAAGAUGUAUCGUCUGUGUGGUUGUCACGACCACGACAAAUUCGACGUGCUCAUAGAGAUCCACGAAAUCCACGACCUGACACAGUCGGGGAAAUUCUUCGUCGAGGUGCAUGCAGGCCGCUCCGAAGAGAGAACCGGCGUCUGCUCAGCCAAAAAAGGACGAGUCGAAAUCCAGGAGCGCGUGAAUAUCCAUGUACGCCAAGCAGACAAGACUCUCACUGUGCGUGUCAAGAAGCAGGGGCUCACGUCAACAGAGGCUAUCGGCGACGCGGUCAUCGGUGUGAAGUCCGAACUCAUCGACGGAGCUUUUCCCAAGCGACAGUCGUUCUUUUGUCAAAAAGACGGGAAAACUGCCUGUAAAAUUGUGCUGUCCUUUCAUCGGCUAGACACAGGGAAUGUCUCCCUCGGUGACUUCCAGAUGAGCCCCUUGCUUCAUCAAGCGCUACUGAUUGCACAGUCCGAGGCUGAAGCCCGGGGCGAGACGCUACAAGUCGACAUCCUGAACAUGACGGAGGUAGAACGCCUGCGCUUCCUGUCAAAGGUGUUGGAGGGGCCUUUGAAGCAAAUGAGCUCGAUUGGCGGUGCCUGGAAGAACUUAUACUUCCGUGCUGCCGAGAGACGAAACGGGAAGUGGGAGUGGCAGUACUGGUCCUCGAAGGACGACUGCAUGAGCGGCAUAAAGAAGCGAGGGGCGUACUCGUUUAUGGCGAUUUCACUGGUACUUCCAGACAAGCAUGAUCGGCAUUGUUUCUAUAUACGUUACCACGACACGGGAGGGGUACACGACCUCUUUUUCAAACGCGUAGAUCGGGAUCGGAAUUUGUGGUCAGAUGGUCUCUUCGAAUUCAUUGAGAAGCUGCGCGAGUAUUUGGAGAAGCAUCCCGAGGUAGCGAUGUCGGGGCGAGGCGGUCACUCAUCCAGAAGAGAAAAGAAGAAAGAAGGCGAUGUCGGAGGGAGCAGAACACCCAGGAAGCGCGAUGGCAAGGUGUUGACACCGAGAACUGGAGCGUCGGACGACGCGGGGGACGAUGGAAUCAGGGGCAGAAGUCCACGCGGAUCAGACCGAAGGGCCUUGUCACAUCGAAGCUUUGUAGAUCCGGCUGAGCUAGCCGAGAAACGACGCGUUCUGUCACCGAGAGAAACUGCAGCAGAUGAAAUGACGAGGCCCCGUGCUUCAGUCCUCAAAGGGAGAAUGAUCGAAGGAUUGAUGUACGACAGAUCUUUACAACCGGGGGAGAAGAACGAAGAGGCAAGCGAGGCAGACGAAAGACCACGGGAACGAACCGAAGGAGUUGAGUACGAACGCGAAGAGGAGCAACCCUUACUUUUUACUCAGUAAGGGAGGAGGCCGUGGAGAAGACAGGUUGGGAAGAUGCUCGUCCAACACCCACUGAGCUCUGUCACUGGCCCUCGCCGAAAACUUAAAUCGAAACGACCGAAGCGAAUACACAGAAAUGCCCAGAGAAACAACGUUCCUCUGUGAAGGCGCGAGUUGGAAACAGACCUGUCGCGCCUACGGAAUCUUCUCAGCGGUUCCGCCGUGCAGGCGUUUGUUUUACUCCCUUCGUGUGUAGUUGGUGCUCCUUUCUUUUUCUCUUUUGUCUUCUCCUCAUUCCCCUUCUUAACUCUCAUGUCUUCAUCAUAGUUGUUAGUUUGUGAGUUUCAGCGUGUCCCUGCAUUUUCGUGUCGCCGACCAUGCACAGCUGACUGAGGCUCCUUUUGUAGUAGCUUGAGACUGGGCGGAGGAAAGGCACAUCGGACGGUUGCCUGUAGCGCCGCUGAGCAUGAGUUGCCUCGGACGCAGUGAGUGACAAGUUAUUUGCUUGAACGUACCGCUGCCUUGAUUCCUUCCAUACGUUUCUCUUGUCUCUACUGCAGUUGUUUUUGCGGGCGAGUCACCAUGGGCGUUUGCUUUCGGGGAAAAGGGGCGCCAGAGCGGCGAGGGAAAAGGAACUCUGCCUCCCGAAGUUAGCCUACUGAUAACAUGAUGUCUUGUUUGUCACUUCCAAUAUGUAAGUGGAAGAGGACAGCAACACAACCCACAGGCGCAGAGUUCAGGAAGUUUCUAGUGAGCAGGUUACACUAGGAUGAAGUGCUGAAACGACGCGUAGGAACACAGGCGCAUACGGGCUCACUUGUACGCGAUGGAGCAGUCCCUGAAGCCAGCCCCUGGUACGCAGUAAAGGCAUCGCGGUUGUCCUUCCUUCAGGCAACGACCACACUGCUUCUGUGCUUCCGGGCGUAUUCGCGUUACUGUGACUUGAAAGUAUCUCUAUCAGCACGCUAGUGGAGUACUGAACAGGAGAGCGAGUGUUGCGAGUGUUCUGGAUGAGCCGCUACGCCAAUAGCUCGAAUAGCCCAAGGACACGGCGGCUACUGCCGUCAGUGGCCGCUUGCACAGAGAGACUGAAAGUGACCGUUCCGUCAGACAAGUGGCUCUCGUUUGUAACCACACGGGGAACGCCUGACCGGAGUAAUUUUGGCGUUCCCUCUGUGACGCGCCAGUGCGUCAAGCCGAGCCUUACUAUGUUUCUAUUGAACUGCAACAGAUAGCUCUUCAAAGAUUUGGGUCCUCACUUCCGGUUUUUUGACGUGC
This is a messenger RNA of Toxoplasma gondii ME49, 5982 nucleotides long. RefSeq names its product transmembrane protein. NCBI's taxonomy places the organism in Eukaryota, Apicomplexa, Conoidasida, Eucoccidiorida, Sarcocystidae. The transcript has 4 exons. The record is from RefSeq and is a predicted model, not a curated record. Bases 3262 to 4725 code for a protein of 487 amino acids.